GCACACGCCGCACACGCCGCACGUCAAGACCGAGGAGCAGAUCAAGACUGAGAGCAACGAUACUGUGACGUCAAUGUGCACCGACGAAGACGACGAGGUGUUUGAGUGCGAAGAGACGGUGACUUCGGGCCCCGAGGCCGGCACCAACCGUCGCUCGCACAGCCUAUCCUCGCUCAACCAGACCGGCGCACCAGACAAGAAGGAACGUCGCAUCAGGCGGCCGAUGAACGCGUUCAUGAUAUUUUCGAAGCGACACCGCCAGAUGGUGCACCAGCUGCAUCCCAACCAGGACAACCGCACCGUCAGCAAGAUCCUCGGCGAGUGGUGGUACUCGCUCAAGCCCGACGAGAAGCAGAAAUACAAUGAGCUGGCCAGCGAGGUGAAAGAGGCUCACUUCAAGGCGCACCCCGAAUGGAAAUGGUGCAACAAGGAUCGACGCAAAUCAUCAAGCAGUAGGGACCCAACGGGAUCUAUGCCUCAGAGCCCGCGCACGCCUUCCGAGCUGGUCAUGAGCAGCGCUGUUUCCGCCGCCUGUGACGUCACGACGAGCACGUGCACGUACACGCAACUUCCGUCCCCGCAUCAUAGCGACGACGACCAUCACGUGGUAACACAAAUACCAGAAGAUAAUCAUAUGGUACAGCAGAGCAGCACAGAAAUAGACCUGAAAUGCGGCGAGAAAGUGAACGAUUCGGACUCCGAGGGUGUGGACACGAGGGAGUUUCUCACUCACCACGACCACACCAGGCGACCCAAGGCCAUCAAGGCUAGGGCUGGCUCCUCCGACAAUCUCUUGGGUAUCACAGCUUCAAGUCCUGGCGGUUCCAAAGUGUUCCAGCCAACUGGCGGUGCCUUCAAAUCUAUGCACUCUGAUAGUGGCGACAGUCACAGAAAUUGGACAGCGUUCACCGCUGUGAAGAACAUGAGUCAACCUGCGACCCCCCACGCGGUGACGUCGCUCUCCCAGUCCAACCCUGGCCUCAGCACACAGACCAGCAUGGCUCAGACUGCGCUGGAUAACGCUAUCGCCUCCAUCAUCAACUCGCCGACCGCCACUAGCGGCGUGCAAGUCAUAUCAACGGGCGUCUCGCAUUCGAUUAACUCUACUUCAUCGAUAUCGACACCGAAUUCGAUCAGUAAUGCGCUAUUGAAGAGCGUCACGUUGGUGAAGAGGAACAAUGGCGACCAUGCUACAGGUCCAAUAACCCUGUCGGUGGACUCGUCCGGCAACCUGUUCAUCAAGACGAGUCAGGUGAGCGACCCGCCCGCAGCCGACCCAAGCCCCGCCCUCCACUACGUGCAACUACAGCGGCUCUACGUGCCUUCCUUCACCCAAGAAUCAGAAGCGAACAAGAACUCGCGGGAGAAUGUGACUCCGCAGAGCGCGCCCUCCGUCAUCGUGUCGCAGAAUAACAACAGCCUCAACAACAACACAAUGCCGCUCAAAUCUAACACCGAGUGGGAGCAGGAAAGCGACACGCCUCGUCCCUUCCCGCUCGCUCCAACACCGGCUCAACUCGGCCGAGCGCCGCUACAGAAGAGGCUCAGCAGAGGGACAUCGACCGGUUCAACCGGCAGUUGUGAACAGAUCGUUCCACGCUCAGAGAGCGGUGCGGUGCCGCACAACGACACGCAAACGGAAAACUCUGGGCCGCUCCCCUCGCCUAAGAAGAUGGAUAAUCUGCCGAGCCCUUCGCUCAAGAAGAGCUUGUUCAAGAAGGGCAAUGAGGAUGGAAGAGACAAGGUACUGGAGACAGUGAACUUCGAGCACAAGUUCAGUUCACUCCCGCAGUUCAAGCCCGAGGCGUGUAGCCCCGGGGGCGUGGUCCCGCGCAGUCCGCAGAUCUACGCGCUGCGGAAGAAACACGCGAACAUUGCGGAUGAAGAAACCACUGUGAUCACGCCCCAGGUAGAAGCGGAAGUGAUGAACGGGAACGGAAUCCCGACCCCGCACUCGUUCGGGACGCCGCAUACAACCACUAAGCUUGUGGGGAACACGUUCUUCGGUCCCGACUUCAAUAUUGAUAGCUUUAGAGUGUCGGAGAGCGUCGAGGACAUGUCCCCUCGCACGCCUUGCUCAGCGGGAGGGCCGGGAGCGGGGGGAGCGCGGGGCGAGGCGGGCCACCGCCGCGUGCUGGAGCAGCGGCGCCACCUGGUGCUGAAACUGUUCCACGAGCACGGCAUGUUCCCGAGCACACAGGCCACCACCGCCUUCCAGGCUUCUCACACGGAUAUAUUCCCGACGAAGGUAUCGCUGCAGUUGAAGAUCCGCGAGGUACGGCAGAAGUUGAUGGCGCAAAGCAACCUUACGCCGCACUCCGAACUCAAUACGCCAACCAAUGUGAAUUCGCCGCUUGUUUCCGCAGUAUUGCAGCCAACGUCAACUGCCAGUUAGCAAUUACAAGAUUGUAUACAGAAAAAUAUUAUGGAGCAUUCAAACUGAAGAUAUCUUUGCUGUUUCUAAGAGUCUGUUAGUUUGUAUUGGUUGAGGCGAGGCAAUAAGUGUUGCCAUUAUAUUGCCGGUCAGAAACAAUGUUGCCAGCUAAGUGAUGAAUGAUUUGAUAGUUUUAUUGGGGGGUUUUUAUUGAAGGUUUUGGUGCACCAAUGUUACUAAAGUUGGAUAUCAUCACAGAUACUUUAAAGUAUGUAAGUCCUUGUUUGUACAAGAAAGAAAUUAAGUAUUACCUGUUAGAAAGUGUGGUGAUUAUUUUUUCUCGAGAAGUGUGUCUACCAAAAUCUUUGAAGCAAAAAUUACACACUACAUAUUUGUCAAAAAAGAACUGUGGAUGAUUUAAGCAAGAUGUAAUGAGUACAUAUAUGGGGGUAUUUGUAUAUACAGCAAAUGUAUGGAAUCAUUUCUUUAAAAAUGUUUCAAUUAAUGUUUUUUUUUGAGAUCAAGAUCUUGAUAUAUAAGAAAUUGUUCUUAUCAAUCAUAAAGCCCAGUGUAACAAAAGUUAAAGUGUAAUGUUUGGUUUUGGUUUAUAGUUAACAAAAUGUUUUUUGUUUCCUCAUCAGCUCAAACUCUGUACCUUAAUAUAAAUUCCAUAGCAAGAAGGCAAUUAGAUUUGAGAACUUGUGUUCUUUUCUAUUAGAGAUUGCUAGAAAGCAUUUAAGGAAAGAUGUUUAAUUGGUUGUAAACGUAAUUAGCUAAUAACAAUAUUAAUUAAGGUUGCAAAAAUAUAAAAAUAAAAAACAAAUAAAAAUGUUUGUGAAUGACUGACUGCAAGUGGAUGUGAUUCAUCUUUGAAUUAAUUAAUCUUCCCCUCUCUAUAAUAUUAGUAUUCACUGCACUUUAUUCUGUACAAUAUCUCUGUAACAAACAGUAAAUCAGUUUUAAAUCAAUAGGUAAUUAUUAUCAUAUUAUAAUCAUUUUCUUAUGUAUAGAAAAUUUUAGAAUUUGAAUAUCAUUGAAAAUUAUAGAUAUUAUUUUGAUAGUAAAUCUGAAUUUUAUUUGUUUAUUAUAUUGUUUCGUAAACACUUGGGAGGUUUGUGUUUUUCUUUUUAUUAUGCACUUGAUUUUAGUUAAAUGUGCGAGUUUGACAUUAUAGUUUUUAUAUUAUACUCAUAUGUGCACGAUCUCAAUGUUUUAUUUGUAUUUUGUUGAGUAUAUAAUUCUUAUCUAGAUAUAAUAUUUGUAUAAUCAGAUUUAUGUACAAUUAUUAAUUGAUCUUAAGUUUAUAUUGUAGAUAUUUGUGUUCAUUUGUUGUGUGUUUUAUCACAGAAUUCCAAAUGUAGUAAUGACAUGUGUACACUGAUUGCAUUUGCAUGUUAAUAUUUUAAACAUUGACAUCAAAUAUUAUUUUUUAACAUCAAAAGUUUCAUAUAACUGCCCUUUGUAUCUAUUCUGUACUGACUUUUCUUUAUUAUUAUUUCAUAACUAUUACUUUAUAUUGACCAUGUAUUUCAGUUUUUGGUAUUAAAAUUCCUUUAUUUUCUAUGUAGGUUGGAAUACUGACAACCCCAAUACUUAUUAUGUUUAGGAAUAGGUCUUCAUUGCACUGUGUAAAUUGUAGAUGUAUAAUAUGCAAUUGUAUUUGGUGUGCACUGAUGUUGAUGCAAUAUAGUAGUGGGUUUAGCCUUAUUAAAUAUCUUGUAUAUUAAAAGGGCUAGAAAUUUGGUGCAAAAUUGAUGUAUUCUUCAUAGGAAAAGAUUACUUUCAAACCUAUUUUUUAAUAGCAAAGGUGUGUAAGUUUCGAGGAUUAUUAAAUAACACUAGUAAUACUUUAUCUUUUAGGUCUUAUCAGUUUCUAUUUAUGUUGUGAUGUUCGUCUUCCACGGUUUAUAAAAUCACUUUUAUAAAAUGUCUACUUAUUUAUCUAAAUGACUAGAGAAUUGGUGGAGAGAGGAGUUUGGUCCCAUAUGCCAUUUUUUAUGUUACAUGUAAUUCAUAUCUUAAUUUAAUCAAUUUGUUCAUUUUGUCCAAUAAUAUAGUUAUCCACUAAUAAGCUUUGUUCACAGCAAGAGAAACAACACAAACAGAACACAUGGGUAAUGAAACAGACAUUUAGACACAGACUAAUGUUCAAUCACAUAUGUAUAGAUACCAUUAUUCUUAUUACAGACAUUUUUGUAAAAGGAUUGGUAUCAUCCAUUUUCCCUUUUCUAAAUUGUCAUUCACACAUAAGCACUUUCGAUAAUGCCAAGUAAGAUUUUCUUACAUAAAGUGGACAAACACCUUUAUAUAUUUUUUUCUGUUCUAAAGUUUGCAAAGGUACUAGUAGAGUGUAAGUUGUAAAUGAAGAGUUCUUUGUUUGCAUAAAACUUUCAACAUAAGUAGAUUCUUGUCCGUUUCAUUACCUUCAUGUGGCGUGUCCCAAAUCAUUGUCUCAAAUGAAGCUGCAGUUGUAAAGACAGUGGUUGAUGGAAUCAGCUCAAAUUAUUAUCGACAUUAGUUAAAUCAAUACUUAUACAUUAACAAUCUCACUUGUAAAUAUGAUUAGUGUAAUUUUAUAACAUAGAGUUAAGUUUCCAGGCUCUCAAAGUAAUUAAGAAUUAAUGAUGCUAAUAUUAGAUGAGAUACUAUUAUAUAUUAUGAUAGCUAUUUAUAUAUAUGUGAAAUUUUCGGCCAAUACAAAUUGUAUCAAAAUUGUAUUUUUUAAAUGAUCUCUUUCGAGUUAGAUGUAAUUGCUUUAGGAGUCCGGAAGUGCAGAGAAUUUAUUAAAAUUAUUAUGUAAUUUAAGAGAAUAUUUUCGCACUGUUGAAACUUCUUUAUAGUUGUGUAGUUUUAAAGUUAAUGCGAAACUCAACGACCCGAGUACCGAAUACAGAUGAAACGACUCUAAUUCUACUCCUUGAGAUUGAACGAUAUAUACAAAUGUGAAACUUAGUCAAUUCGCAAAUGAUUGUUGUUCAUAUUAUACAGAUAUGUAUGCAUUAUAUUGUUACCAUAUAAAGUACAUAAUGUUGUUUGUUUGUGAAGGUAGUUUCAAUUUUCAUAGCACAAGAUGUUGUGGUACAUAAUUAUAAUAUUUACAAAAUAAUUAAGUCUCUUUGUCAAUAAACCAAGUUGAGUAUUCAUAGAUAGUUGGUACCUUCACACAACAAACUCCUAUGGUGGAACAAGAGUACAGGGGCUACAGUUAUUCACUUAUUUUAUUACAAAAAUCCAUUCGGAUUGGAAUAUUUUAGUAUCUAUUUGAUAUAUCAUAGAUACAACAUAAUACUAUAACAAAACCGUAAUUCAGUUAUUGUUACAUGAGCAAUAGUGAUUAAAUAUAACUUGUAAGAAAAUAUUUAAUACAUAUUACUGGAUGUUUUAUGAAGUAUGAAGUCAUACAAUGAAGCACUUAUAUGUUGUGGUAGUACUCUUGAAUCACUAGAGAAGUUUUUAUUAUAUCAUUAAUUAAACUAUAUUUUUAAAUAUGGGUAGAAGUGAAAUUGAGUUACACUACUUCUCUCUCACAGGCGACAUUUUGAAGAUUAUUUAAUAUGUGCCACUGUGUUAAACAUGUAAACAGAUGUCAUAAAUAAGGAAAUAAAAAAUAUAGAGAAUCCAAAGAUUUGUUUUGUAUUCAACUUAUAAAUAUCCAUAUUAUUUUAGUGUUACAGCUAAAUCACAUUCAUCAGAUUACUAAUUGAUAGUUGUAACUUCAGUUUAAAUUUUAAAAUUAUCAAACAAAUUAUUAAUCACUUUCAAAAUUGAUUUCAUCAGAAAAACAAAGUAAUGAAAAAUAAUAUUAAUAAGGUAAUGAAAAGAAGUACUUGAUGAUCAGGAUUAACAUAUUGCAUUAAUUACAUAUUAAUGUGGUUGCUACUUGUUAAUUAUAUUGACAGAGUAUGUUAUAAAAUUAUUAAAAGCUCAUAUUAUUGCAUGCAUGCACAUGCAUUACCUGUCUAUUCUCAAUUUUCUAAGAUAUGGAGCACACCAUUAUUGCUGAGCAAAAUAGAAUGGAAUAUUUUUUUUAUAUUACUUAUUUAUUGUUUCAUAUAUUACCAUGACAGAAACACAAAAACAGUUAAAACAAACUCAUUAAACACAUUUAAAUAUUCAUCAUUACAAACAAUGAUGUUCUAUACAUAUAGACAAAUCAUGUCAUAUAAAAAUCAAAUCAUAUAAAACAUAAAAAUAUGUUGAAUUUAGAACCUGAUUCGGACCGUGUCAGUUCAUAUAUGAUUAAGGAGAAAAGUGUGCUUAGAUUUUCUUUAAUCACACUUGCUGUUCCACUGUCAGAAUGUGAAUGAUAUGUGCUUGAAUGUGUAUAGAAUGUCAUUGAUUACAAUAGUAAAUACGGACUUAUUUUGCUUCUGAAUUUGUAUUUCACUUUUACUUUGUGUUUGAAGGGUUGUCAUCAAUAUUUUAGUGUAUUAUUAAAUAUGAAAUUUUUUUAUAACUGCAUAUGUAUAGUGCCUUAAUGACUUUCAACUUGAAUGUUAAAUAAUUGGUUCACAGCUAGACCUUGUUUUGUCAAUGCACAUUAGGUAUGCAGUUAAUUUUAGACUGAAUUAUUUUGCUUGUGCAUAACAAUUAAUGUUAUAUUUUAAGAUAUAGUGAUAAUUUCAAAAAAAUCUACAUUUUAUUGACGCAUUUCAUAUUUGUUAUUUAUUUGAUUCUAAAUAAGGUAUUAGUCUAAAUGUUUAGUCGGAAUGGCGUAAUGUAUAUAUCUUGGUUAGAACAGUUUAUAUAGAAGUAAGUGUUCAAUUUGAUGUACUACCUCCUAGAAGGUAUACACAUAAUAUCAUUUCAAAAUGGAAGGUUUUUUUGUUAAAUCCAAAUUAAGGACCAAUAUUUAGUAUCAGUUAAAAAGAUAAAUGUUAAUGACACAAAAAAGCAGGUACAAUAUUGCAUGGAUGUUGUGUUGAGCAUAUUGGAUCAUUGUCAAAUUAUGUUAAAUGAUAAACCUCAAAACAA
This is a messenger RNA of Leptidea sinapis, 7348 nucleotides long. Its product is annotated as putative transcription factor capicua. Gene Ontology annotation, cellular component: nucleus. Gene Ontology annotation, biological process: regulation of transcription by RNA polymerase II. The transcript is spliced from 17 exons. Gene Ontology annotation, molecular function: RNA polymerase II transcription regulatory region sequence-specific DNA binding; DNA-binding transcription factor activity, RNA polymerase II-specific. NCBI's taxonomy places the organism in Eukaryota, Metazoa, Arthropoda, Insecta, Lepidoptera, Pieridae. Bases 74 to 2395 code for a protein of 773 amino acids. The record is from RefSeq and is a predicted model, not a curated record.